AGUGAAUAAUUACAAAGUAACUAACAAGCAACGCAAACAAACUGGAACACAAAAUAUUAAUACCCAAACAACUAGGAACUCAAUAAAUAGUAAUAAAUCAGAGAAUCUUAUGUCCCUUUUAACAUAAUUCGUUAUAGAAACAGAAAACAAAGCAAUGGGAGUUCACUGUACAUUAACUGCUGCUGCUUAUUCAUUUCAAACCCAAUUUUAAGGCCAUUCAGGAGACAGUUAUGGUAGGUGAAAUGGAUCGCCUGAUCCGCAAGAUCAGGGCUCAUCUUCUUGCUUGGCUUCGUCGAUCUCGUUCUGGUCCAGUAUCAUUUGUCAGGCGGUUCUCAUACAAAGAUUUAAAGAUGGCAACUGAUGGUUUUCAAAGGAUAGUUUAUAGUGAUUCUCAUGGCACUGCUUAUAAGGCCAGAUUUCAAGAUGGUUACAUUGCACUGGUAAUGGAAGUAAAAGAUCUUAAUCAAGAAAAUGAUGUUUUCAUUAGGGAAGUACAGCUCUUGGGACGCUUGCAUCACCGUCAUCUUCUUUCGCUUAAAGGCUUUUCCAUUGGGCGUAAGAGAUUGCUAGUGUUUGAUAAUAUAGAAAAUGGGAGCUUGAAGGAGCAUUUCAAUGAUCCUCUUAGGACUCCAUUGAAUUGGAAGACGAGGUUACAGAUAGCCAUUGGUGUGGCAGCUGCAUUGGAGUAUUUGCUUCUCUUUAGUAACCUACCGACUCACCGUGUUUCUAUCAGCUCAAGUAAUAUCAUGCUAGAUGAAAACUUCACUGCUAAGCUCUCCAACAUUGGUCUUCUUAAUUCUGUUGAAAAGUGUGUAACAACACCAACACCUCAUGCCUCCUGCACAGAUUGUAUGGAUCAGAGAUGUGGGAACUUAAUAUUUCAGCUUGGUGUGCUAAUCCUUGAGUUAAUAACUGGUCAAUCAUCAGAGAAAGGAAGCACAGAUUUAGUCCAGUGGAUCCAAGGAUCUCGUUUUCGCAGUUCCAUGCAAAAGAUGAUAGACCCAGAUCUUGGAAACAGUUAUAAUUCUAGAGAACUUAAAAAUCUUUUAGCUGUAGCAAGAUUGUGUAUAAACUCUGGAAAUGACCCAAAAUUUUCCCUUCCACAGAUAUUUCGGUAUCUGCAGAAAAAGGCAGGCUUUCCACAUUAUUAGUAUAUGCAUUCAUGGUUUUUUGCGCCUACGUAAUUGUUUUUCGUUGUUCAAAUUGAAAUAAAUUAUUCGUAAGAUAGUUCUGUUCCUUUGUCCAAA
This is a messenger RNA of Ricinus communis (castor bean), 1247 nucleotides long. Its product is annotated as probable receptor-like protein kinase At1g49730. The coding region runs from base 231 to 1151 and encodes 306 amino acids. Gene Ontology annotation, molecular function: ATP binding; protein tyrosine kinase activity. Gene Ontology annotation, cellular component: plasma membrane. The record is from RefSeq and is a predicted model, not a curated record. Lineage: Eukaryota; Viridiplantae; Streptophyta; Magnoliopsida; Malpighiales; Euphorbiaceae. Gene Ontology annotation, biological process: protein phosphorylation. The transcript is spliced from 7 exons.